AGAAAUCCAGAGCAAUACACACAGAUUUCUGGAGGAACAUAUCAGGUCAGGCAGCAUCUAUGGAGAGGGAUAAACAGUCGAUGUUUGGGCCAAGAUCGAUCAUCGAAGGGUCUCAUUUGUUCAUUUCCACAGAUGCCGCCUGACCUGCUGAGUUCCUCCUGCAUUUUAUGUGUUAUAGUGGCAUAUAAUGAUAAGCACUACCAAAGUUCAAAGUAACAUUUAUUAUUAGAGUUCAUGCAUGUCUCCACAUACAACCCUGAGAGACUUUUUCUGCAGGCAUACUUAGCAAAUAUAUAGAACAGUAAUUGUAAACAGGAUCAAUGAACAACAAACUGUACAAAUGCAGAUAUAAAUAAACAGCAAUAAAUAACAAGAGCAUGAAAUACGUAACAAGAUAAAGAGUCCUUAAGGUGAGGGAAUCAAUUGUGGGAACACCAGACAUAGAAAGAGUGUAGUUAACACCUUUUGUUCAAGAGCCUGACGGUUGAGGGGUAGUAACAGUUCCUGAACCUGGUGGUGUGAACCCUGAGGCUCCUGUGCCUUCUACCUGAUCAAGUUCCAGAUUAAUAAACAAGUUGGGCGACAUUGAGUCAAUGAAAGAUCUUCAACCACUUCUCUCUCUCCAGAUGAUGUCCAAUCUGCUGAGUAUCUCCUGCAUUUCUGUUUUUAUUUUGAGUUUUCAAUAUCUACUAUGUAUUACUUUUUUGAGUUGUUUUGUUAAGUAUUUUGAACUCGGGAAUUCUGAAGUCUCAGUUUUACCAGUCUAACAUCAAAGUCAGAAGGCAUUGGUUUAAGUCCAAAUUCUAAGACAAGCAUGAAUAAUUUUAAACAUACAGUUGAGCAGACACACUGCUACAGACUGAAAGAGUGCAACACUCUCAAUGUUGGACCCUUUCAGACAAGACAUCAACUCAAAUUGCGAUCUUUAUUCUCAGUUAGACAUAAAAUAUCACAUAGUACAACCCGAGAAUUUAUGUUUGGAAUCAUCUAUGCCUGUCUUAUUUUCCUUAUCCUUAGUUCCCCUUUUACCCAUUAGUGGAAAUAUUUUUGACAUCCACACCAAAGCUCCUCGGUUCUGCCUUUUAUACCUUUGCUAGAGUAAAUAAUUUUUCAUAAUGGAGAUUGGAAAUGUUCACAAUAUUCCAAAGUAAACUUUAUGGACAUUGAAGAACUUCUAAGGGGCUGUCACUGUUCUAACAAAAUGAUGGCCAACAUACAGUAAGCUCUCACAGGUAGCAAUGAGAAAAAUGCCCAAUAUUUGUGUUGACUGAAGAAGGAUUCCUCAGGGUAGGACAUACAGUGAAUGGCAGGGCACUGAAGAAUAAAGUAGAAAAGACGAAUCUAGAAAUACAGAACUGUAACUCCUUGGAAGUGGCGUCACAGGUAGGUAGGGUUGUAAAAGGAGCUUUUGGCACAUUGGCCUUCAUACUUCAGUAUUAUUUGAAGUUAUAUAAGGUGUUGGUGAGGACUAGUUUGGAGUAUUGUGUGCAGUCGAGGGAAGUUGAGGAAACACAUACCAGUCCUCACUGAGGGAUGAGAAGUGAAACAGGUGAGCAGGUUCAAGUCCCCAGGUGCCAACAUCUCUAAUAUGUGCCCAACAUACUGAUGCAAUUGCAAAGAAGAGGUGACAGUGGCUAUAUUUCAUUGGGAGUUGGAGGAGAAGUGGCAUGCCACUCACAAAUUUCUAUGGAUGUACUGGUUGCAUCACCAUCUGGUAUGGGGUGGUAGGCACUGCACAGGAUCAGGAAAAGUUGCAGAAAGUUGUAAACUCAGUCACCUCCGUCAUGGGCAUUGGACUCGUCAGCAUCCAGGACACCUCAGAAAGGCAGCAUCCAUCACUCAGGAAGCCCACCACCCAGCCAUGCCCUGUUCUCAUUGCUUCCCUCUAGGAGGAGAUACACACUCAACAUUUCAGGAAGAGGUUCUUCCCCUUCGCUACUAGAUUUUUGAAUGGACAGUGAACCCAUGAACACUACCUCGGCAUUUUCCCUCCCUUUUUGCACCACUUAUUUAGUUUAAUGUUCUUAUAUAUACAUAGUAAUUUAUAAUUUUUAUUGCUAUAUAUUGCAAUGUGCUGCUACUGCAAAACAACAAAAUUCAUGAAAAAGUCUAGUGAUAUUGAACCUGAUUCUGAUUUAGUCUGGUCACCUGCUGUACCUAUAAGGAAGCUGUUAAUAAGACUGGAAGAGUACUGAGAAAUUUUACAAGCAUUUUGCUGCAUCUUGAGGACCUGAGUUAUAGGAAAAGGUUGAAUAGGUUAGGACUUUAUUCCCUGGAAUGCAGGCGAUUAAGAGGAGAAGUGAUAGAAAUAUACAAAAUUAUGAGAGGGUAUAGAUACAGCAAAUGCAAGCAGACUUUUUCCACCGUGUUUGGGUGAGGCCAACACUGGAGGUAAUGGGUUAAGGGUGAAAGGUGAAACAUUUAAGGUGAACCUGAGGGGGAACUUCUUCAUUCAGAGGGAGGUGAAAAUGUGAAGUGUGCUGCCAGUGGAAAUGAUGAAUGCAGGUUUGAUUUCAACAUUUAAGAAAAACAAGAAUAAGUACAUGGAUUGGUAGGUGUGGAGGGCUAUGAUUCAGGUGUAGAUCGGUGGGACUAAGCAGAAUAAAUGUUUAGUACAGAUUAAAUGGGCUGAAGGGCCUUUUACCAUGAUGUGGUGCUCUCUGACUCUAAUGAUUGGCUGGGACUUCAAAUUCCACAAGGAAGAACAGUCGUAUAUGCUUCAAACAGCUAAAUCCUCACAACCCUUAGCAACCCCUGCUGCCUGUUGUGGUGCCUUGCAAGCCCUGAGCACAUUUUCAGCUCCAGGCAUUAUGGCAGUGGUCAGAGCUCCACCCAGAUGUAGGGUAGCAACUGCCGGUGUUGCAAUGGAAGAUGCAACAUCAGCCAUCAGAUGCUGCUUCAUGAUUGGGUCCAUGAAUGCACCGGCAAAAUCUCGUCCACAUUAGAAAGUAUGAGGAUCCAGUAUGAGGAUCCAGUAUGAGGAUCCAACUGCUUCUCCUUGCUUCUUGACAUUGGGCAUCCUCACUUACUGGCAGCCUAGCUGAUGCCCUGGCAAUUUCAUUGUCAUCCAUUAUUGGUUCUGCUGCCUCACAUACUUCCCCUCCAAGUAAAAUGGCACCUAUGUUGUCCUUCCCUCUGAUCCUGACCAAAGGCCAUCCAAUCUGAUGACCCACUGCAACGCAGAUCCCAGCUUUGUGCUUUGCCCUCUAAACUGUGCAUGUUUGGUUAUCACAAUGAAAAGUCAAAGUAAAUGUAUUAUCAAAGUACUAUAUACAACCCUAAGGUUGCAGGCAUUUACCGGAAAGUAAAAAAGUACAAUAGAGUUUAGUUUAAAAAACUAUGCAUAAACAAAGACUGACAAGCAACAGGCAAAAAAAGACAAAUUGUCCAAAUAAAAUAAUAAAUAAAUAAUACUGUGAACAUGAAUUGUAUAGUUCUUGGAAGUCUGUAGGUUGUGCCAUUGUGAUGUUGAAGAAAUAGGUCUGAUAAGGACAACUUUGCAAUGAAGCAUAAGAGAUCGAGAACAUGGGAGAUAGAAUAUGAGGAGGAGGAUGAAGUAGGAAGAUGCUAUCCUCUAAGAGAUUUCAGCCAGAGCUCCAUUGGUACAUUGACUUGCAGGCAUUGCUUUCCUGCACUGGGGACCUCGGUGGCCUCUGCUCCCUGUCCCGUCAGGAGAGGGAGAAGUGUUGGUGAACACCGUGGUGUGGCACUGGUAGUGGACCAUCUGGUGGCAAGCACAAAACUUGUGAAAUUUGCAAACAGCGCACUGGAUAUGUUACAUUAUUUAUUUAGACUUAAGCUGCACAACAGGCCUUCCCAGCCCCAUGAGGUGCGUUGUCUAGCAACCCACCUAUUUAAUGCUAGGACAAUUUACAAUGAUCAAUUAGCCUAAUAACCAGUAUGUCUCUGGACUGUGGGAGGAAACUGGAGCUCCUGGAGGAAACCCACACACUCACGGGAAGAACAUUCUUACAGAGGAGCUUCAUGCUUACUGCUACGCUAUGAGGAUGAAGCUGCCGGUGCCCAGUGUGUGGGAAUGGGUUCAGUUCACUGAGCCGCAUCUGGGGCUUGUUGUGCACACUUACCCAGCAUCCACGCCAUUACUGAUCACACUUACCCAGCAUCCACGCCCAUUACUGAUCACACUUACCCAGCAUCCACGCCAUUACUGAUCACACUUACCCAGCAUCCACGCCAUUACUGAUCACAUUCACGCAGCAUCCACGCCCAUUACUGAUCACAUUCACCCAGCAUCCACGCCAUUACUGAUCACAUUCACGCAGAAUCCACGCCCAUUACUGAUCACACUUACCCAGCAUCCACGCCCAUUACUGAUCACACUUACCCAGCAUCCACGCCCAUUACUGAUCACAUUCACCCAGCAUCCACGCCCAUUACUGAUCACACUUACCCAGAAUCCACGCCCAUUACUGAUCACACUUACAAGGAGCACUGCCACACAAAAGCAGCAGUCAUUCUCUCGUUUGUGAUCCAUUAUCAGGGACCCCAACCAUCCAGGUCGUGCUCUCUUCUACCUACUUGGGCAGGAGGUCCUGAGGUCCCACACCACCAGGUUCAGGAACAGUUAUUACUCUUCAACCAUCAGGCUCCUGAACCAGCGUGGAUAACUUCACUCACCCCACACUGAACUGACUCCACAACCCACAGACGCACUUUCAAAGGCUCCACAACUCAUGUUCUCAGAAUUAUUUGUAUUUUUAUGAUUAUUUGCACUGUUUGUCUUGAGUUGUUUGUCAGACUUCGUUCAUGUAUAGUUUUCAUAAAUAUUGUAUUUUUUUAUUUUCCCGUGAACGCCUGCAAGAAAAGGAAUCUCGGUGACAUAUACAUACUUUGAUAAUGAAUUGACUUUGGCUGAGUUGGUGGGCUAUGUCACUCCACGAGUGAGGUACUCCGUUUGCCCUUGACUCCCCACUUGUGCGUUCUGGUUUCUCUGUCCCUUGCAGACAGUCAUCUCCGUCCCUUCCCCAUCACCAAAGCCAGCUCGGAGCACACACACUUCCCUCCUUCGGACUAAGCCAUCCCAGACUACAUCCACUUCUUCCAUACCCCUUUACCGGGUGGCAUCUCGAAACCAGAGCUGCCAACCUGCAGUGGGAGCCCAUCUCUCACCAUCCUGCAUCCCGGAGUUGAUGGAGCUGGUUUCCCGUGUGCGUUGCCUCUAAUCCGCUGGGACUGUCGCGUAUCUUUAUAUCUGGACAGUGGUGUCAGCUGCCUGGAAUUUCUACAUUUAAAAUGCUGCUGGCACUCAGCAAGUCAGGGGACAGCGACAGGAAUACGGUUCGGCUCAGUUGUCCUCCAUCGCUGCCGUUGAGGGAGCAUCGACCUGCGGACUGGUUCCAAUUCUUCCGUUGUUAUUCGGGAUUUGCGGCAGCCUCACACUACCGAUUCCACGAUUCUUAUCUCUCCCCGACGGCAAACGGAGAAACUGCCCGUUCAUACAGGCACGAACUCUGCGUUGUACAGCCGGAUACAGACAGAUGGUACGAAUUCUCGCUCAGUAGAUCGGCUAAGGAAUUUUAGACAAAAGCCGGGUCGGUAAUUAAAUACUUCCCGAAAUGAGCCUGUGAUCGACAGCUUCGGAAGUGUACAGCCUCGUCUUGCCCCGCACUAUCCGGCUACCCGGCUCUUUCAAGGACACUAAGUGACUCCAUAACAUUCAAAAGGGAAUUUUGCACAACGUGCAUGAGGUGGUUUGAGUCUGGGGAGACAAGUCACGCGAACACUCAAUGGAGGGAAGGCGCGCUCUCCAUAACCAUUGUAAAAAGCCGAAGAUUUCGCUCUUUCCUGAUCUUCAUGUCCAGGAAUUCUUGGAAACACAUCGCAGCUGCCCCCACCUCAAAGGGGCAUUUGAAGAGACAGUGGCCUGGUGAUUUUGAUGCGGGCGGGGUCUGCAGAAGCUCCGGGUAGCCCGAGAGGGAGGAGACGUGCUGCACCGGGCGGGGGCAAGACUGGGGGCGUGCCAGGUCAUGUGACUCAGUUCUUGGAAAGUUCCUGGAAAGCGGCCUGCGUGUUUCUAAAGGGAGGAGGAGGGGUGAGGAAGCUAGUGACGGGCGAAUCCUCUCCCUCCAAUGCAACAGCUUGUUACUGGACUGGAAAUAUUCUCAGUAGAAGCACAAUUUCCGAGUCCGUAGACUUUGCGUCUCCCACACCUUCCCUCUGUCACAACCUCCCUCAGCAGUCGCGCUGCUUCGCUCUCGGAGCUAACUCAUUCUCUCCCUCCCAUCACCCUACCUUCCUCUUAAACCCUCCCCUCCGGUCUUUUCCUAAUCGUCGAGUGGGUGGGGUGAAGCGCCAGAGAGCUGUCGUUUUGUUGACGCCAGUCCCCAGUAAAUGGCAUUUCCUCUGAAUUGUAUGGCGCUAGCCCAGAGUCCGGGGUCAACUAUCCACUGCUAGAGAAAUAAUUUAAAGCAGCGACCGUUAAUGGGACCCCUCUGAUAGCCAUGGGACGGAAUGGUCGCCCCGUUACCACAUUGGCUCUGCUCAAUUCUUUUACACGUUCGUUUGUUAACAAGUGUGAGGUGGUACUGGGGAGCUCUUAAUGCAAAUGAAGCAAAUGAGAAGUUAAAGGAAGCUGCUGAAGGAACAUUUCUGGUGAGGGAUAGUUCACAUCGUGAUUAUUUUCUCACUAUCUCUGUAAAAACUGUUUGGGGACCAACCAACCUGAGAAUUGAAUACCAAGAUGGCAAAUUCAGAUUGGACUCAGUGAUUCUUGCAAAACCAAAACUGCAGCAGUUUGACAGUGUGGUCCACUUGGUGGAAUACUACGUGAUCUUAUGUCAGAUGAUACAGAAUGCCCAGCAUCUGGCACCACAGAACCGAAGUGUCCAGCUGCAACUGACCAAACCACUGUAUAACAAGACUCCCACUCUGCAACAUUUCUGCCGAAUUAAUAUCCAUAGAGCAACCAAAAGGAUUCAUGAACUUCCUUUACCAAGCAAACUGAAGAAGUACUUGUUGGAAUACAAGUAUCAGGUUUAAUUUUUUUUAUUUAAUGGAAAAGGAAAUCUAGGAGACAAAUUAUGCUCAAAGUGCUUUUCCCAUCAGGAACUUUGCCCAAGUCUCUUCUGUAUGUCCUGUAAGUCUAUUGGAGUCAUCUACUGUAUCCAGGGCUCCUGGAGCUGCCUUCUCUACAUCAGUGAGACGUGAUAAAGAUAAGAGGGACCACUUUGUUGAGCACCUUUGCUCCAUCUGCAACAAAAUGUAGAUUUUCCCACUGGCUACCUAUUUCAAUUCUACUUCCUAGUCCCAUUCACGGCCUCCUCCACUGUCACAGUGAACCACUCUCAGGUUGGAGGAGCAACAACUCAUAGUUCAUUUGGGUAGUCUCCAACCCGACCGCAUGAAUAAUGGAUUUCUCUCACCACAGGUAGUUUCUCCCUUCUCCUCCUUUUCGCUUUUUCCAUUCCCCAUUCUGGCUCUCCCUACCUUCUUUUCUUCUCCUCAUCUGCCCAUCAUCUCCCUUUGAUGGCCUUCCUCCUUCCCAGGGUCCACUUUCCUCUCCUAUCAGAUUCCUUCUUCUUCAGCCCUCACCUCUUCCACUUAUCAACUCUCAGCUUCUCACUUCACCCCCUCACCCACUCACUUUCCCCACACUCCUGGUCUCACAAAUCCCCUCACCCACCUCCAUACUCCGGUUUCUUCUCCUUUCCUUUUAUGUCCUGAUGAAGGAUCUUGGUCCAAAAUGUUGACUCUCCAUAGAUGCUGCCUGACCUGCUGUAUAUUUCCAGCAUUUUGUGUAUAUUUUUUUUUGUCUAUUUUUUUUUGUAGAGUAUUGUCUAAUCUUGCCACCGCUUGAGUCUCUUUGCCCAGUUGUUCUGGUCAUUCUUUUACUGGAAUGGGAUAUUCAGGAAUUGCAGCAGCAAAACUGAUCCACUUGGAAUGCGAUUCCUAAACUGAUCCAAUCUGAAGAAACCUAACCUAGCAAUUACUUGUUACCCUUUGAAUAGAUGUUCCCUUUGGGUUGUAUUGUUUGGGAUAUUUCUACUGAAUAAAAUAACUAAAAGAUCAACAGUUAUGUUUUUCAGUCUUGAUUUCCCUUAGCUUAAACACACACUAAAUUGAUAUCCAUUGCUCCUGUUACUUAUGUACCAGUUUACAUAUUUGUUAUAUGGACAUCUGUUUGUCUUUACC
Molecule: messenger RNA, 8151 nt
Organism: Hypanus sabinus (Atlantic stingray)
Lineage: Eukaryota; Metazoa; Chordata; Chondrichthyes; Myliobatiformes; Dasyatidae
Product: suppressor of cytokine signaling 2-like
Exons: 2
Coding region: 6472-6999 (175 amino acids)
Biological process (GO): intracellular signal transduction; phosphatidylinositol phosphate biosynthetic process
Cellular component (GO): phosphatidylinositol 3-kinase complex
Molecular function (GO): 1-phosphatidylinositol-3-kinase regulator activity
Source: RefSeq, a predicted model, not a curated record